Carya illinoinensis is the source of this 1129-nucleotide messenger RNA. RefSeq lists its product as uncharacterized. Bases 372 to 677 code for a protein of 101 amino acids. The transcript is spliced from 2 exons. The record is from RefSeq and is a predicted model, not a curated record. NCBI's taxonomy places the organism in Eukaryota, Viridiplantae, Streptophyta, Magnoliopsida, Fagales, Juglandaceae.
GAAAGAAAAGGGAGGUGGAGAAAAGGGAAGCUCCACCACCUCCCUAGGGCCAAGAAGGAAGAAAAAGAAAAGAGUAGCAGGAAGUAAACUACACGCGACUCCGUGAGCCUUCCAUAAUGCUUAUCAUCGUCAUCACAAUCACAUUCGGAAUCUCUCAUAUUCGCCUAGUGUCUUUUCAAUUCUCGAAAGUUGAGAAUAUAAGAAACGCAGCCGUUCGACAGCAGCCACCAUUUUGAGGACCUCUCUCUCUCUCCCUUUAUUUUAUCGGCUUUCGCUUAUUGUUUCAUUGCCACUGCUUGCUUUCCAAUUCUUUGUAUGCUUGUGGGGCCUUAGAAGACGUGUAGCUCUGCUUUCCAUGGCUUGCCUGAGCGAUGAGAGCUGGGUUUCUCUUCCCAAAAUGCUCUCAGAGCGGCUCUCUCUUAGAGGACCAGGAUGAGCAGGAAAGGAAGAGAUUUAUUGAUUCCAAGAUUGCCCAGCACCGGUUAGAGAAGUUUUUUCCGGUUUAUGCAUUGGGGAUUUCAAUGCCUGACACGGACUCUUUUGUGUCGGUUUUCAAUUCGGAUGACCCGCUUGCCGACCCUAUUUGGGACGCUGUGAAAGAAGAGGCCAAGUUUGAGGGAGGCAUAUGCGGCAGGGAGGCUCCGCAUAUGCCAAAAGCAUCAUGUUUCAAAGGUUGAAAUGAAUAAUGUCAGCAAUCCUAUGCAUAAUUGGUUUAGAAAAUUUUACAAUAACUUCAGAAGAUGAAAUGUACUUCACGAGAUUGCUAUUUAUGACUGCAUAAUGUAUACUGUUGGUGGUUAGAAAACCUGUAAAGUAUCUUGUAUAACUGGAACUAUUUGUGGUUAGAAAACUCGUGAAGUAGCUUGUAUUUUGAUGUAGUUUGUGGUUAAAAAACUUGUCAAGUAGCUUGUAUUUUGGUGCAGUUUGUGGUUAAAAAACUUGUCAAGUAGCUUGUAUUUUGGUGCAGUUUGUGGUUAGAAAACUUGUGAAGUAUCUUGUAUAACUAGAAGUGUUUGUGGGCUGUUUAUUAAACUUGUAUUUUGGAGCUAUUCGUGGAAAGGAAAAUCUGAAUGGAAGUUGUAUUUUGGAGUUUUUAUUAAGGUUGAAUAAUAGUUUUUGUUAUUCACUA